GAGCAGCAGGUGGGUGUUGUGUUUCACUGGCCAUUUCAGCAAUGAAUCUUACGCUCAAGGACAAGUGCUGCGCCUUCGAGUCUCCCACCCUGGACAGGGUUUUGCCUCCAAUUCUGAUCCUGGAGUUCAUGUUUGGACUGAUGGGGAACUUUGUCGCUCUGUGGAUGUUCGUCUUUCACAUGGACACCUGGAAGCCCAACUCUGUGUACCUGACUCACCUGGCUGUCGCUGACUCCAUUGUGCUGUUCUGCCUGCCAUUCAGAGCAGACUACUACAGGCGUGGAAAAAACUGGCUGUAUGGCGAUGUCCUUUGUCGUAUCCUGCUCUUUCUGCUGGCAGCCAACCGUGCGGCGGGGAUCUUCUUCCUCACUGCCGUGGCUGUUGAUCGAUACUUCAAGAUCGUCCACCCAUUGAGUCAGAUCAACCGAAUGGGCCUGGGCUAUGCUCUCUGGGUUUCUCUCGGGCUCUGGGGUCUGAUAUUUCUUGCGACUGGUUACCUUCUUGCCAAUGAGCACUUUUUCUACAACAGCAACCGCACACAGUGUGAGAGUUUCAACAUCUGCCUGGGCUUCAGCCCCCUCUCCACCUGGCACAAUACUUUCUAUGUCGUCCAGUUCUUCCUGCCGACUGUGAUCGUCGCCUUCUGCACAGUCAGAAUCACCUGGCAGCUGAAAAGCAGGACUGUGGACAAAAAGGGGAAAAUCAAGCGGGCUGUUCAGUUCGUGUUGGCUGUGGCGCUGAUCUUUAUUGUAUGUUUCUUUCCCAGCACUAUAUCGCGUAUCGCUGUAUGGGUCCUUAAGCUAUGGUAUGAUGAGUGCAAAUAUUUUGAGGAGGCCAACCUGGCAUUCUACACAUCGGUGUGUUUCACUUACUUCAAUAGCGUCCUCAACCCUGUGGUGUAUUAUUUCUCCAGCCCAGCCUUUAGUGGCGCCUUUAACAAGAUCCUGAACAAACUGCUGAGACGGAGUCCCAAAGAUGAGACAAAUUCUUCUGAGAAUAACAUUUCCUCCAUUGAAGGGAGAAGGUUGUGAAGCCAGGUGCUGCUAUGUUCCCUUCUUAUAUUGCGGGGUAUUUUAUCAGAUUUUAUUAAAGCAUAAUGCAGAUAUAACUUAAAUAAAAUGUAUGAAUUGGUUAAAUCUGCUAUAAACAAUUAAGAUUUCACAACCCCAAAGAAGUAGUUGCUUGUUGCAGUGUGUUUGUAAUUGUGUAACAUAAACCCUUGUGAGUGUGAUUGCAGUGUGUGAGUAAGUAAAUUAUGAAUCAUUCACAAUUAAUAAUCUCUAUUUGCAUUUGAGCUAUUGUUAGAUAUUUACUGCAAAUGAUUGUAACGGUUACAUCUGUUAAGUGAGCGAUCUUCUAUUGUGGUUCUUCAACAUUAAGAUCGUUAACAAAAUCCUUUACUUUGUCGGUCACUUCAACUUUAAACAGCAAAGCCUGGCUAUCUGCCAGGAAAAUAAUAUUUACAGUACAAAUCAAAUGAACGGCCAGAGCCAUGUUUAGAUUUCUUAAGUGAUAUCAGUAAAGUGUUGACAAAAAACGCUCCACAGGCUGGUUUGUGAAUCAACGAGGAAGGAAAGCAGAGAUCAUUAUACAUCGUUUUUUCAUUUUCCUGUCUUUGUAUCCUAUCACAUUCUGCCUGGUUUUCAAUAAAAAGGUUAAACAUUA
Molecule: messenger RNA, 1665 nt
Organism: Pleuronectes platessa (European plaice)
Lineage: Eukaryota; Metazoa; Chordata; Actinopteri; Pleuronectiformes; Pleuronectidae
Product: hydroxycarboxylic acid receptor 3
Exons: 1
Coding region: 42-1031 (329 amino acids)
Biological process (GO): G protein-coupled receptor signaling pathway
Cellular component (GO): membrane
Molecular function (GO): G protein-coupled receptor activity
Source: RefSeq, a predicted model, not a curated record